This is a messenger RNA of Lecanosticta acicola, 4098 nucleotides long. The record is from the annotation of a GenBank genome assembly. Lineage: Eukaryota; Fungi; Ascomycota; Dothideomycetes; Mycosphaerellales; Mycosphaerellaceae.
AUGAAGGUCGCCACGAUCGCUGCCGCCGCCUCUGCGGCUCUUCCUCUCGCUUCCGCUCGCCCUGCUCAGAGCAACAGCGAUGACAGUGAGUCUGAGAACCCCUGCAAUUGCAGUCCCACCGCUGAUGUUAUAUCGCAGUUCCAAUCUCUACCACCACCUCAACUACUACGCAGACGUUUUACACUCAUACUUCGACGUCUACUGGUGGCCAGGUAACCGAUACGAGCACUGUCUUCGUCACCGACUUCGCUCCUCACCACGGAACUGGUACCAAGCACCGACACUCCACGACGUGGACAGGUCCGGAAUACACGUCUACUUGGACUGAGACUGUUCAUGAUGCCUGGGGUACCAACAAGAUCUUGUCCGAUGGUGCGACCAUCUAUCCACCCAUCGUACCCACUGGCAACUACGACACUACUGUGUUCCUCUACUACACCGUCAGUGCUCCCGCCUGGGGCAUGCAGGACAGCUCGGUUAUGCACACGAUCAAGACUCGCUCUGUUGGGUCUACUGAAUGGGGCGAUGACGAUGAGUCUACUACCACACCAACUCCAGCGAGCACCAGCCUGCAUGUAGUCACCGCUCACGCCGUGCCCACAGUCACUACGUCGCUGCGUGUAGUCACUGCGCACCCAGUCCCUUCGUCGAAGGUAUCUUCGGACGACGGAGAGGACUCCUCUGACGACGACUACACUUCUACGACCUCCACCGGGCGGUCGAGUCGCUUGCACCUCUUCAACCAGAUCAUCGCGACGACUGCUACUCCAGUGGAGACCCCACCCACGAUUGGACAAGUCAGCAACCCAUCCGUCGUCACCGCAUUCCCUGCAGACGUCACCCUCACCAUCAGCAAUGCUGAUACGACCACUUUGGUGAGCUCCGUAGCAACUGCUCUCGUGCUUGCCGCACCCAGCCAGAUCGCCAAUGCAUCUGCAAAUGCGACGACAAUGGUCGUUGCUGAGACUAUUUUGGUCCCAGCUAACACGUCCGUCCCAAAUGGUGCUGUCCCUCCAUUCCUCAACUCUACCGUGCCCGCGACCGCCACUUCGGCCGUCCCACCCUUUGCAAACAGCACUUCUGUAGACCCUGCGGUUGCAGGCAGUUUCGUCGCAUCGCUGGGCACGGGCAUCCCUUCCACUACCAGUGCGCUUGCGCCGUUCGCAGAUAGCACUGCUGUUGAUCCAGCUGCCCAAGCAACGUCCACUGCGCAGGCUUCACUUGGAACAGGCAUCCCAUUGACAUCAGCUGGCAUUGCACCAUUUGCAAACACUACCUCUGUCGUACAGCCCUUCUUUGGUACUGGCGUUCCGCUGAGCACCGGCGUUCAGUCUGGUCCUGCUCCAUUUGCGAACAGCACACCCAUUGCUCAGCCCUCUUUCGGUACUGGCGUUCCGCUGAGCACCGGCGUUCAGUCUGGUCCUGCUCCAUUUGCGAACAGCACAUCCAUUGCUCAGCCCUCUUUCGGUACUGGCGUUCCACUGAGCACCGGCGUUCAGUCGACUCCUGCUCCAUUUGCGAACAGCACAUCCGUUGCUCAGCCCUCUUUUGGUACUGGUGUGCCGCUGGGCACCGGCGUUCAGUCGACCCUUGCUCCAUUUGCGAACAGCACAUCCGUUGCUCGGCCCUCUUUUGGUACUGGCGUCCCGCUGAGCACCGGCGUUCAGUCUGGUCCUGCUCCAUUUGCGAACAGCACAUCCGUUGCUCAGCCCUCUUUUGGUACUGGUGUGCCGCUGGGCACCGGCGCUCAGUCGACCCUUGCUCCAUUUGCGAACAGCACAUCCGUCGACCCAGCUGCUGCGGCUACCUUCAGGCCAGCUGUAUCCCUUGGAACUGGUUUACCCAUUGUGUCGAAUACUGCUGGACCGUUUGCCAACACCUCAUCCUUCGUCCCAGCUGCUGCAGCAACCUCCAGUGCGCCUGUGUCCUUCGGUACUGGGCUGCCAAAUCCCGCCUCGAGCGCUGCUGGACCAUUUGCCAACAGCUCCUCUUUCGACCCAGCGGCUCUUGCGACAUCCAGCGUACCAGUUUCGCUGGGCACUGGCCUCCCCGCCGCCUCCUCGAGCGCUGCCGGACCAUUCGCCAACAGCUCCUCCUUCGAUCCAGCCGUCGUUGUGGCCUCGAGCACCCAAGCGCCGCUUGGUACUGGAGUUGCCUCCAACAUUGCUCACUCGAGUCUUAUGCCUUUCGUCAACGCUACCUCCGCCCAGCAGACAGCCACCGUCACGCAGACUAUGAUGAUUACUCUAUCACUCAACGCCUCUUCGCUCUUGGCAUCGUCUACACCCGCGCCGUUUGCCAACAGCUCAUCCGUUGCCCCCACCCAGACUGUGAUGGUCACGAUGACAGCUUCAACCAGCUCCACCAACUCCGCCUCCAGCAGCUCAAGCGUCCCAAGCAGCGUCGCACCUCAGACGGCUACCGUCACAAGAACUGUCAUGGUCGACUCAGCUCAUAACAGCACCUCUCUCCUGGCGCAGACAUCGCCCUCAUCCGCCGCGGACCCAGGUGUCUCAAGCAACUCAUCUGUCGGCGCGUCGACCGUGACAAAGACUGUCUUCGCUACCCUCACUGCCCAGGCUAGCUCAUCAUAUGCUGCUCCCCAAACCGUGUCUGUUGUGCACACGGUGGUUUCUCACGAGACCCAGACCCUCACCGUCACCGAGGCAUGUCAGACUUGCGCGGAUGGAAAGACAACUUAUGUCUCUACCUCGCUUUGCCCAACUGCGACACAUGUUGUGCCACACGUGCCCAUGACCACCUACCCAGCCACCUACUUUACCACCACACAUUUCUCGACAUGGACCAGUAUCUGCACGGACGAGCCAACGCCAGAAACUCAUACCUUCGUUGACACCAUCUGCCAGACUUUCACCGUGCCAGCUUCAACUGGUCCAGUGUACGCGAGACCAGGAAUGCCAACUAUGAUGCCGCGAGCCAAGCGCAACGUCGAGGACCACACGUAUGGCCCACCUUCGCCUCCAGAGCACACUUAUGCUCCACCUCCACCUCCAGUGCGGCACACCCACUCCACGGUCUGGGCGACAUCGUGCGAGACCAAGUCGGAGACGACACACACUCAUGUCAUUCCGUACAAGACCACCAGCUGUGAGGUGACCUCUACCCCACCGCCUCCGUCACCACCGAAGCCAACAACUUAUCCCAAGCCGUAUGAAUCAAAGUACACCACAUAUCCAAAGCCACCCAAGCCGAAGCACACAACAUACCCUCACCCACCACCAAAGAAUGCGACCACGACUCCCUGUCCAUCUUCUGUUCCAAGCACCUUCCAUACGAAGAUCACGACGACCAAGAUGGAGAAUCAGACGACCACGAUCUUCAAGCACUCCUCUCCCACCCCCUGCCCAAGCUCCACCUCCGAGAUGAAGACCACCAAGCCACCAAAGGUCACGUCCUCCCAGCCCGUCUCAACGCAGGUCCCAAGCUCUCCGUCUAAGAUGGGCAGCAUUCCGCCACAGAACACGACCAGCUCAGCGCAUGUUAAGACCACGUCCAAGGUCACUCAGGAGACCAUCAUCUACAAGACCAAGCCUCAGCCAGCUCCUUCUCAGCCUCCAGCAUACCACCCUUCUGCUCAGCAACCAAGCUCGCCUGCGUCGCCAAAUACUCCUAAUGGGCCAGCUACCAGCGCGGCUCCUCCGCAAACUCCAGGGUCGACCGCUCAGCCAGCUCUUUCUCAGCCUCCUGCUCAGCAACCAAGCUCGCCUGCGUCGCCAAAUAUUCCCAGUGAACCAGCUACCAGCGCGGUUCCUCCGCAAAUUCCAGGGUCAUCCGCUCAGCCACCCCAGCAGAAGCCAACCAGUAAGUCUUCCACCGUCCUUUUGCUCACAUUUCCCAGUUGACACUGUGUUUGUAGUACCUGCUAAACAGUUCAGCUCCGCCGCAGUACCCCCAUCCAGCAAGUCAUCCACCACCGUCCCCGCCAAGUCAGCCGGAGUGCCACCAUCUAAAUCCUCUCCCAUUCUGCCCUCCACCCCUGUAGUUCCCUACAAGGGCGCCGCCGGUCAGAAUCCGGCGGGUGGAGCCAUUACCUCGACCUUCGCCCUGCUUCCGAUCGCUCUGUUCAUUCUCUGGUAA